Carlito syrichta (Philippine tarsier) is the source of this 1883-nucleotide messenger RNA. Its product is annotated as serine/threonine-protein kinase MRCK gamma-like. Gene Ontology annotation, molecular function: protein serine/threonine kinase activity. The transcript has 10 exons. Lineage: Eukaryota; Metazoa; Chordata; Mammalia; Primates; Tarsiidae. The annotation marks the transcript as partial. The record is from RefSeq and is a predicted model, not a curated record. Gene Ontology annotation, biological process: actomyosin structure organization; peptidyl-threonine phosphorylation. Gene Ontology annotation, cellular component: cytoskeleton; cytoplasm.
CCCUCCAGCCUGGGUCCCUGCCCUGCAGGUGACAGCCUCCCAGCUGGCGGUGCCGCCCGCCACAUGCACCGUGCUGCUGUUGGCGGACAGCAAGGCUGAGCGCGAGCGCUGGCUGCAGGUGUUGAGCGAGCUGCAGCAGCUGCUGCUGGACACACGGCCAAGGCCAAGGCCCGUGUACACGCUCAAGGAGGCCUACGACAACGGGCUGCCGCUGCUGCCUCACACGUUCUGCGCCGCCAUCCUCGACCAGGAGCGGCUCGCUCUGGGCACUGAGGAAGGGCUGUUUGUGAUCCAUCUGCACAGCAAUGACAUCUUCCAGGUCGGGGAGUGCCGGAGGGUGCAGCGACUGGCCGUGAGCCCCGCCGCGGGCCUGCUGGUCGUGCUGUGCGGCCGAGGCCCCAGCGUGCGCCUCUUCGCCCUGGCGGAGCUGGAGAAGGCGGAGGUGACGGGGACCAAGAUCCCCGAGUCUCGAGGCUGCCAGGCGCUGGCAGCCGGGCGUAUCCUGCAGGCCCGCACCCCGGUGCUCUGUGUCGCCGUCAAACGCCAGGUGUUCUGCUACCAGCUAGGCCCGGGCCCGGGGCCCUGGCAGCGCCGCAUCCGCGAGCUGCAGGUACCCAGCCCCGUGCAGAGCCUGGGGCUGCUGGGCGACCGGCUGUGCGUGGGUGCUGCUGGUGGCUUUGCCCUCUACCCGCUGCUCAACGAGGCCACGCCCUUGGCGCUGGGGGCCAGCCUGGUGCCUGAAGAGCUGCCAGCGUCCCGUGGGGGCCUGGGUGAGGCGCUGGGCGCCGUGGAGCUCAGCCUCAGCGAGUUCCUGCUGCUCUUCGCCACUGCCGGCGUCUACGUGGACAGCGGGGGCCGCAAGUCUCGGGGCCAUGAGCUGCUGUGGCCCGCAGCGCCCACGGGCUGGGGUUACGCAGCGCCCUACCUGACAGUGUUCAGCGAGAACGCCAUCGAUGUGUUUGACGUGAGGAGGGCAGAAUGGGUGCAGACCGUGCCGCUCAAGAAAGUGCGGCCGCUGAACCCAGAGGGCUCCUUGUUCCUCUACGGCACCGAGAAGGUCCGCCUGACCUACCUCAGGAACCUGCUGGCAGAGAAGGACGAGUUCGACAUCCCCGACCUCACCGACAACAGCCGGCGCCAGCUGUUCCGCUCCAAGAGCAAGCGCCGCUUCUCCUUCCGCGUGUCCGAAGCGCAGCAGAAGCAGCAGCGCAGGGAGAUGCUGAAGGACCCUUUCGUGCGCUCCAAGCUCAUCUCGCCGCCCACCAACUUCAACCACCUGGUGCACGUGGGCCCUACCAACGGGAAGCCCGGCGCCAAGGACCCGCCCCGGGCUCCCGAAGACAAGGGCCGCGGCGCCCGAGGCCCCGGCCCGCAGCGGCCCCACAGCUUCUCGGAGGCGCUGCGGCGCCCGGCCUCCACGAGCAGCGACGGCCUGGCCGGAGGCGCCGACCCCGUGAGGAGGAAGCCUUGGACCUCUCUGUCCAGCGAGUCCGUGUCCUGCCCGCAGGGACCCCUGAGCCCGGCCGCCUCCCUGACACAGGUCUCAGAACGUCCUCGAAGCCUCCCCCCGGCCCCUGAAUCAGAGGGCUGCCCUUGAUGCCCAUGGGCAGGGGCCACCCCGAUCCCAGGGCAGAAAGACAUGAGGCAGUCAAGAACUCGAGGAAUGCCGUGCUCCGGCUGGUCCGGGACGUUGAAAUUCAGACUCAGGGAGGCCCUGGGCUGGGCAGGGACUGGGAGGCUUCCCCAGGUUCCCAGGACUUGGGGGUCCUGGCUUGUGGUUCUCAGCCCACCUGCCCCCUCUGCUCCCAGCCCCAGCCAGCGUUCGCCGUUGAAAAGGAGGUGGCCCCUAUUCUGCUCUGGGGUCCAGGGGUGAUGGUGCCAAA